This is a messenger RNA of Ahaetulla prasina, 4298 nucleotides long. It is a transcript of the gene R3HDM1, whose product is annotated as R3H domain containing 1. Gene Ontology annotation, molecular function: nucleic acid binding. Lineage: Eukaryota; Metazoa; Chordata; Lepidosauria; Squamata; Colubridae. The coding region runs from base 511 to 3909 and encodes 1132 amino acids. The record is from RefSeq and is a predicted model, not a curated record. The transcript is spliced from 27 exons.
GCGGAGUGGCCGCGCCGGGUGCCAGUCACGGGGAGAGGCGCUUGCGAUUGGUCAGCAGGACCCGUAGAGGGCGGUCCUUGGUGGCACCCGCGGCAGGAGCCGGAGCCGCUGUAGGGGGCUGGUGAUGGGGUUAAUUCCCCCGCGUGUGUGAAGCUCCCUUCGCAAGCCGGCCUUGCCGACGUCUUCUGCUCCUCCCCUCCCCCCUCUCUUUCCUCCCUCCCUCCCCCCCACGGACUGCCCGUUCGUCAUCCUCGCGGCACUGCGGUGUCUAAAAGGAAUGGUAUUGCUGAUGCCAAACAAUAUAAUACAGCCCAGGGGUCUCCAAUAGUAAUAAGGACAUGGGACACCUUUCAGAUUCCAGAUGGAUCAUUACAACUGACAUCUUGGUUGACGACUGUGAAAAAGAUCCUUGGAUUAUUUUAUUUUAUUUUCGUGGGGGACCACAAUCACAGAUCUACAGGAUACACCAGGCUCCAUAUUUCCUUUAGAUUUUUAAAAUAACCCUUUCUAAUGAGGAUGACUGAUACGAUUAGAGUAAAGGAGGAAGGUGAUACAAUGAAAUGUUCAGAAGCCGAAAUAAAAGACAUUACUGCAGUGGAACACUUUGUAAGAUCGGAAAGUCAAGAGCAAAUUCAAGCAGAAAAAGUUGAAAAAUGUACUGAUAAUAAAAAUGAUGUUCAGCGGCCAGUGCAAUCUUUUGGACAGACAGGAAAAAGGUCAAAGUCAAGUACAAAAUUAAAGCUAGUUCGGAGCCUGGCUGUGUGUGAAGAAUCUCCUCCACCUCCCACAGCUGAAAUUUCGCAGGACAUCCAGGAAACAAAUCAGAUCCAGCUAACACAGUUAUUUGAAAAGGAAGAGAAACCCUCGAAAGAUGAAGCUGAAAAGGAGAAGCCUGAUAAAUUACCCAGGAAAAUGUUAUCAAGAGAUUCUAGUCAAGAGUAUACAGAUUCAACUGGUAUAGAUCUACACGAGUUUUUAGUUAACACAUUGAAAAACAAUCCCAGGGACAGAAUGAUGCUGCUGAAAUUAGAACAGGAAAUCUUAGAUUUCAUUGGGAAUAAUGAAAUCCCACGAAAAAAAUUCCCCCCAAUGACCUCGUACCAUAGAAUGUUAUUGCACAGAGUAGCUGCUUAUUUUGGACUGGAGCACAACGUGGACCAGAGUGGGAAGUCGGUGAUCGUGAAUAAAACCAGCAGUACCAGAAUACCUGACCAGAAGUUUUGCGAACAUAUAAAAGAUGAAAAAAGUGAAGAUUUUCAAAAACGGUACAUCCUUAAACGAGAGAAUUCUAGUCUAGACAAAGAUGAUAAUCAGAUGCGAAUACGAUUAAAAGAUGACAGAAGAAGCAAAUCUAUAGAAGAGCGAGAAGAAGAGUACCAGAGAGCUAGAGAACGAAUAUUUGCACAAGAUUCGCUGUGUUCCCAAGAGAAUUAUAUUAUUGACAAAAGAAUUCAAGAGGAUGAAGCCAACAGUACCCAGCAAAGGCGACAGAUAUUUAGAAUCAACAAGGAUGCUUCAGGGAGGUCGGCAAACAGUCUCCAGAGCAGUACAGACAACGAGCUAAAGUACUCGGAACCCCGUCCAUGGAGCAGCACGGACUCGGACAGCUCCCUUCGCAGUUUGAAGCCCCCUGUGACCAAAGCCAGCAGCUUCAGUGGCAUCUCUGUUCUGACAAGAGGCGAUAGCACAGGAAGCAGCAAAAGCACUGGCAGGCUAUCUAAAACAGGUUCAGAAUCUUCUAGUAGUGUAGGGUCAUCCACGGGUUCUCUUUCUCACACCCAGCAACCUCUUCCAGUCACAGCUCUCAGCCAGCCUUCUCAUGGCACAUCUGCCGUCUAUCCAACUAUCAGCACUAGUAGUUCUCUUUCCUUUGAUGGUGGCAUAAGUGGGCAAGUGGCGUCUUCUAGCGGUAGCUUCUUUUUGCUUCCCUUGGAAGCGGCAGGCAUACCACCUGGAAGUAUUCUGAUCAACCCUCAAACAGGUCAGCCAUUCAUUAAUCCAGAUGGCACUCCAGUUGUGUAUAAUCCUCCAAUGCCUCAACAACCAAUUAGAAACCAAGUGCCUGGACCUCCUCAGCCGCCACCACCUCCCAUACCACCUCAGCAACAGCCAGCAACCAAUCACAUCCUCUCACAGCCUAUCCGACCUCUUCAGCCUUCUUCACAGCCUGUUCAGUUCUCCACAGUCACUUAUCCACCCCCGCUCCUGCCAGUCUCAUCUACCCAGCAAUAUACUGUGCAAGACAGCCUAGGAUCCCAACUUAGCCAUAUGAGUCUCUCCCGACAGCCAUCUGGAGAAGCUGCUGAUCCUCAUGCCAACAUGUUCCAGUCUACAGUGGUCCUCCCACCACCACAGCAAUCUGGUUUUAUCAUAGCAACAGCCCCACCGGCACCGCCGCCGCCGCCACCGCCACCGCCACCACCACCUGGCCAACCUACUCCUAACUACAGUGGAUCCAGCCACCCUGUUAACCAGCAAGUUCUUCAGCAACAGGGAUAUAUGCAGCAACCAAUGCCACAGAUGCCAGCCUGUUACUGUGCUCCAGGCCAGUAUCCACACUCCAGUCAACAAUAUCGGCCAGUUACUUCAGUUCAUUACAACACACAGCAAAACCAGCCACUGCCACAGCCUGCUCAACAGACAGGUUACCAAGUUAUGCCUAACCAGCAGCAAAACUACCAGGGUUUAGUUGGUGUCCAGCAGUCGCAAAACCAAAAUCUAGUUGGAGGCCAACCCAACAACAUUGGAAAUCAGAUUCAAGGAGUACUUGUUCCAUAUCCUCCCCUGCCAUCUUAUCAAGUCUCCAUGGCUCCAGUUUCCCAAGGACUGUCCCAACAAACAUAUCAGCAGCCAGUGGUUAUUCCCAAUCAGUCAAACCAAGGACUCCCCACAUCAGGAAUGCCUGUUUACUAUAGUGUCAUUCCGUCUGGACAGCAGAAUAAUUUAAGCUCUUCAGUGGCAUAUCUUCAACCUCCAGGGUCAGAGCAGAUACAGUUUCCUAGAACAACAUCACCUUGUAAUUCCCAACAGCUCCAAGGACAACAGUGUGCAGCAGUAGCACCACCACCCAGUGGAGGAAUGGUAAUGAUGCAGCUCAAUAUUCCCAAUAAUCCUCAGCCUCGGCCCCAUUCCCCUCCUCAGUGGAAGCAGAAUAAAUAUUAUUGUGAUCAUCAAAGAGGGCAGAAAUCAACAGAGUUUGGUUCAUUGGAGAAUUGCCCACAGCUACAACAUAGUCCACAAAUAGGUAGCCCUGCCACAUCUCCAGCUCAGUCACCGGCACCAACUCAGCUUUCAAACAUGAAGAACAUCCGUCCCACUUUAACACCUCUUCCUCUCGUGCCCCCAUUCUCACGACAUUUCGUUCCUGGACAAGGAGAUGCCAGAUAUCCCCUACUUGGCCAGCCUUUGCAGUACAAUCCUUCUCUGCCACACGGGCACAUAGCAGGUCCACAGUGUCAGCCAGGAAACAGACAUGGAAAUAGAGGAAGAAAACCGGCUAAAAAGGCUGCUUCAGCUGAUCUUGGUGCGGGAGAACCAGUUAUAGGAAAAGUUUUGGAAAUUACUGAACUGCCAGAGGGAAUAACUCGCGCAGAAGCUGAAAAAUUGUUUGUGGAACUUCUUAAAGUUGGUGCCAAGAUUCGGUGGCUACGAGACCCUCCAUCGGUGCAAGUGCAUCAGCCACACCAACACCACCAUCGCUACUGUGGGAGUGGAGAUAGCAACGUAAACACGGAACCCUCCAAACUUAGUGACUUGGCAUCCACGUAUACAGUCCUGGCAACGUUUCCCACCAUGUCUGCAGCCCAAAAUGCAUUGAAGAAACAAAGUAACUCACUGAACAAGUUUAGGUUGAGAACAAGCAAAAAGCAUUACGACUUUCACAUCCUGGAAAGAGCUAGUUCUCAGUAACAGUUACGGCACUGAACAUUCAGCCUUUAUUACUUCCAUGUCCUUAUCUCUCUUCUACUUGAUUGGCUUGAUGUUUAUGGUUUUUUUUUUGUUACUGUCUUCAUAAAACCCCUUGGAUGUCAGACACCAGUAAAGUCUUUUAAGAAUUAAACCCAGUGAUCCCGGAGAAGAUGCAGGGGGAAAAAAUUAAGUUCAAUCAUCAACUUACAAAACACGGCUGUGAUAGGAUAAAACGGACAGUCAGCCUUCUGUAAUGAAUGCUAUUAAAGAUCCCUUUUUGUAAUACUUUUAUUUUAUAUUUCCAAAUUCUUGUACCAGAUCCAAAGCUUUGUUGUACAGCAAACUUUUAUUCACGAGAAAUAACCAUAUUCUUACCUGCAUUUUGUAAU